AGAAUUAGAUAAUUGGCAAUGCCGAUACUAUGCUGAGAAUUUUGGAAAAUUAGUAAAAAUUAAACAAAAAUACGAUCCUAAUAAUUUAUUUAAUUGGAAUCAAAGUAUACCUACUAAUACUGAAAUUUCAU
Messenger RNA from Dentiscutata heterogama, 131 nucleotides. NCBI's taxonomy places the organism in Eukaryota, Fungi, Glomeromycota, Glomeromycetes, Diversisporales, Gigasporaceae. The record is from the annotation of a GenBank genome assembly.